AUGGGGACGAAGUGGCCCCUGGUGCCAGUUGCGGCACCAGCGCCAGCAGCAGCUGGGGCAGCAGGCUCAUUUGGGCGCCCUCAAGAGAUCGAGGGAGGGGUGGCCAAGUCGAAAAGCGACAACUUGAAGCAGCUCCGGGGUGAGACGCAGUCGGCGCGACUACAGUGA
Messenger RNA from Monascus purpureus, 168 nucleotides. Lineage: Eukaryota; Fungi; Ascomycota; Eurotiomycetes; Eurotiales; Aspergillaceae. The record is from the annotation of a GenBank genome assembly.